AUGAAGACUGUUAUUCUUUUGGCUUUGGUAUGCACAACGUUGGCAUUCAGACGUACUUUCGAAAAUAAGGCUGGACUUCUCUGUGAUUUCUGCGUCAAAUUUGUUUCUGGUAUUGAACAAUUUAUGGAGAACGAAGAAGGUCCUAUUGAACAGUAUGGAGAAAAACUGUGUGACCAAUUGACUCAUAAAAAUGCUUUCCUUGAUCCAAUUUGCAAGCAGCUGGUGGACACUGAACUGCCGAGGAUCGUUCAAUGGAUAGAGGAUAAUGAAAAACCAACGACAGUUUGCCACUUUUUACACCUCUGCUAA
This is a messenger RNA of Enterobius vermicularis (human pinworm), 309 nucleotides long. The record is from the annotation of a GenBank genome assembly. Lineage: Eukaryota; Metazoa; Nematoda; Chromadorea; Rhabditida; Oxyuridae.